GUGGAUGAUCGAAUAAUAAAAAAAAAAAACAUGGCGGCGCCCAUGGAUCAGCGGCAAAAUUAAAAACAUCUUCCUCGCAAUGACUUCAACGACUAAGGCAUUGAAAAUCUUGGUGAGUGGAGAUGUGGAGGGUCACUUUGACAAACUGUUUGGUCGUGUCAGUGCUAUACAGAAGAAAAGUGGCAGCUUUGAUUUACUGCUUUGUGUAGGAGAAUUUUUUGGGAAGACCAAUACUGAGUGGGAGAAAUACAAAUCAGGGCAAACUAAAGUACCCAUUCCUACAUUAAUACUGGGACCUUGUGAUGCAUCUCUCUCAGAUGUAUACCAGAACAACAAAGAUGGCCUAGAACUGUGUGAUAAUGUGACAUAUUUGGGAAGGAGGGGGACUUUUACGGGCAGUUCUGGACUCUCCUUGGCCUACCUGAGUGGGGUGGAGGGGGAGAGGUCAGACAUGGGCCACUUCACCAGUGAGGAUGUAUCUACCCUCCUGUUACCCAUAGAAAGCGACACAAAGUUCCGGGGAGUCGAUAUCUUACUGACUUCACAGUGGCCCAAAAAUCCCAGCAAAUACGCUUCUAGUGUGGAAGCUGACACAGAGAGUGGUGGAUCCAGCCUGAUCUCACAUCUAGCCGUACUGCUGAAGCCGCGCUAUCACUUCUGUGCUUGUCAGGACGUGUUUUAUGAGAGACAGCCAUACAGAAACCACAAGGUUUUGGCUGAGAAAGAGAAGCACGUUACAAGAUUUAUCUCCCUUGCCAAAGUUAAUAACUCUCAAAAGAAAAAGUAUCUGUAUGCCUUUAAUAUAACACCAAUGUGUAAUAUGGAGGAAGCUGAAUUAACAAGGCAGCCCCCUGACGUUACAGAGUGUCCUUACAGUAAAGAAUCAAUGGAAAAGCUUGUCAAGGAGGAAUCAGCACAACAGUUUUUCUUUGGUGAUACAAAAUCCCCAGAUAAAGGGAAAAAGAGGCCGAGAGAAGAAAAACGGGAACCAGGAUCUCAUAAAAAACAUCCCCGACCUUCAGGGCCAUGUUGGUUCUGCCUGGGGUCUCCAGAGGUUGAGAAACAUUUAGUGGUCAGUGUAGGAACAGAGUGUUACUUGGCCUUGGCUAAGGGAGGUUUAGUUCCAGACCACGCCCUCAUUUUACCCAUUGGUCAUCAUCAGUCUAUGGUUCUCGCUCCCGAUGAUGUCAGAGAAGAAAUCGACAAGUACAAAAAAGCACUAACUAAGUUUUACAAACAGACCAACAGAAGUGUCAUCUUUUUCGAGAGAAACUACAAGACACAGCAUUUGCAGAUUCAGGCUGUUCCAUUUCCUGAUGACCUUAAACAAGAAGCCAAGGACAGUUUCCUAGAGUGUGCCGAGUCAGAAUCAAUCAACCUUGAUGAAAUUCCGAAACACUCAGAUCUAAAACAGAUUGUGCCAGUAGGUGCUCCUUACUUUUACGCAGAACUUCCAACUGGAGAAAAGUUACUACAUCGAAUUUCUAAAAAUUUCCCACUCCAGUUUGGCAGAGAGGUCCUUGCCAGCGUCCAUCUGUUGAACAUGCCAGAGAGAGUUGACUGGAAGGUGUGUAAACUCCGGCGAGACGAAGAGGAGAGUCACGCUGAGGAAUUCAGAAAUCAAUUUGAACAGUUUGACUUUAACUUGCAGUGAAUUCAGAAAUUAAUUUGAACAUUUCGAUUUUAACUUACAGUGAAUUCAGAAAUCAAUUUGAACAGUUUGACUUACACUUACGUUGAAUUCAGGAAUCAAUUUUAACAGUUUGACUUUAACUUACAGUGAAUUCAGAGUGAAUUCAGAAAUCAAUUCAAAUAGUUUGACUUCAACUUACAGUGAAAUUAGAAAUCAAUUCGAAUAUUUGACAUUGACUAACAGUGAAUUCAGGAAUCAAUUUGAACUGUUCGAUUUAAACUUAGUGAAUUCAGAAAUCAAUUUGAAUAGUUUGACUUUAACUUACAGGGAAUUCAGAAAUCAAUUUGAACAUUUCGAUUUUAACUUACAGUAACAUAAUCUACUUAAUGCUUCUGAUCACUUCGACUUUAACUUGCAGUGACUUAAAUUACUUACUAGUGAUGAUGAGGAGUUGUUUUUAACAUUUUUAAUGUGGAAUGGGGUUUAGUUAUUGUAACCUUUCAAUACAAGACAACAAGAAAAUCAGAUUUCACCAUUGGAAAAAAAAAAAAGGAUUACAAAAGA
Molecule: messenger RNA, 2197 nt
Organism: Saccostrea cuccullata (small rock oyster)
Lineage: Eukaryota; Metazoa; Mollusca; Bivalvia; Ostreida; Ostreidae
Product: CWF19-like protein 1
Exons: 15
Coding region: 80-1654 (524 amino acids)
Biological process (GO): mRNA splicing, via spliceosome
Cellular component (GO): post-mRNA release spliceosomal complex
Molecular function (GO): RNA lariat debranching enzyme activator activity
Source: RefSeq, a predicted model, not a curated record